Messenger RNA from Zychaea mexicana, 1595 nucleotides. RefSeq names its product vesicle coat protein. Gene Ontology annotation, biological process: positive regulation of TORC1 signaling; positive regulation of GTPase activity. Lineage: Eukaryota; Fungi; Mucoromycota; Mucoromycetes; Mucorales; Lichtheimiaceae. Gene Ontology annotation, molecular function: GTPase activator activity. Gene Ontology annotation, cellular component: cytosol. The transcript has 4 exons. Bases 131 to 1471 code for a protein of 446 amino acids. The record is from RefSeq and is a predicted model, not a curated record.
CCAAAAAGCGACCCUUCACUUUUUCUUUUCUUCCGUACCUUUUCUCCCCUUCUUCCUGUACUUAUCUCGUUUGCUACCCUCUUCCUCCUCGCAGCCCUAUCAAAAGACAGUUCAAUCCCAACAACCCCUCAUGAAUGCCCUCAUUGCGCUCUUACACUUUUGCGAGAUUCAUGGGCCCCGUGUCGUGUUCUGUACGCAGGCCAUUCACCAAAAAAAUUCGUCGUCGUCGUCGGUUAUAAGCGCUAACGGUAGCAACGGCGGUGUUGGCAGUAACGGCAGUAGUGCAACAACAACCGACGAUUACAAGUCAACGAACAUUGUGUCGCCGUCCACGUCGGAAAAGACGGCACCAGCAGUACCAGCAGUACCAGCAGCAGCAGCAGCAGCACAAAAAGCGGAUUCGGUUUUUUCCACGUCGUCUUCUGCAGCAGAUCCUCCGACCCCACCCCCAACGAGCAAUAAUAGUGCCUUCAACAAUAACGCUGCUAGUAAUAAUCCCAGCAUGACAGCAACAACGACAACAACAUCCCCGCGCGCGUCAUUACGAAAAUGCGCGCCUCCUCCUCCUCCUCCUCCUACUACUACUACUAUUCCGAUAUCUAAAUCCUACCAAUCCAAUACAGCAUCAACAUCGUCGACUACACAGCCCAGCUCUUGUCCCGCCUGUCUUGCGCAAAUGCCUUUUGUUGUCAAGGAUGAAGGAGGUGUCGUCGAAGCAAAACGUAUGGUGACCAUUGACGAGGAAGAUCCGUCCGUAGAAUACAUUGGCACCAGAGCACCACAGCAACUUGCUUUGUACAAGGCAGUUCGUUUGGCAUGUGUCCGCAGUUUGACGACCGAAUUUUGUCCCGGCCGAGAAGGACCAGUGUUGUUUGGCGACGAUGAAAACGGCUAUGUGAUGAGCUACAUGUUCAAGCUACGCGAUGCACAAGCAAGGGGCGAGGCUCGCUUCUAUUCGCUCAUGAUGCUCAUGACCGACCGGGUCUUUUUGAUAUCAUGCUGGCCUUUUCUAGUCAGUUCGUUUCGAUCCAUGGCGAUCAACUUGCAGGAACGCGCCGACAUUGUGUUUCAACGCGAAAAGGAAACCCGACCCCAGUUUCAUCCGUUCGCUACCAGCCGACGCGUCGGGGCUAUGUCGCAAGAGCAAUUUUUUCGACGGCGAAGCAACACUGCAUUGCGAUCACUCGUCGAACUGCUGGGGGUCAAGAACAUUUACCCUCAAAUCCAUGCUCAAUUUAGUUACAUCCUCAAGUUGUCGGCACGGAGGCGGAUGGAGAAGAUCACGCCUGGGAGGAGUGCCAGUGCGGCCUAUCUCAAAAUGCGUGACGAAUAUCAGCUUCGACGAAACAAUAGAAAAGCAGCGCCGAGAGAGGAGGAGAAGGACGCUUCUGUGACGACGACAACCACUGCCGCUACUGCAAGAACUAUGCAGGCAGCGGCUUUACCAACGCCGAUAUCGCAAUACACUUGAUGAUGUAUAAUGACGAACAUCAACAAUCCAUACACACACUCUCUCUUGCGCUCCAUGUUCUAGAUACCCAACCCACAAUUAUUAUUUUAAUGCAGAAAUCUGAUAACAAUCACACACCGCCGCG